This is a messenger RNA of Alternaria burnsii, 2157 nucleotides long. Its product is annotated as c2h2 type zinc finger domain-containing protein. Lineage: Eukaryota; Fungi; Ascomycota; Dothideomycetes; Pleosporales; Pleosporaceae. The coding region runs from base 1 to 2157 and encodes 718 amino acids. Gene Ontology annotation, molecular function: zinc ion binding; RNA polymerase II cis-regulatory region sequence-specific DNA binding; DNA-binding transcription factor activity, RNA polymerase II-specific. The record is from RefSeq and is a predicted model, not a curated record. Gene Ontology annotation, biological process: regulation of transcription by RNA polymerase II; DNA-templated transcription. The transcript has a single exon. Gene Ontology annotation, cellular component: chromatin.
AUGUCACAUGCUUCUUUGACUUUUGGGCAAAACAGCGGCUACUCUUUGACAGCACUCUCGAUGGCAGCCGAGUAUCAAGCUCUGCAAGGUAACAUGGCAAACCGUUUAUCUCAUGAUGCGAUGCAGACACCAAUGCCUUCGCAUACUGGAACUAUCGCUGCGUCGGUGGAAGUUCCACCUUCAGCAAUGCUUACAGAGCCUUCUGGCCAGAGCUACGAGUCGACAUUUGGCGAGUCGCUUGACAGUCUCACUUCAUUUCUCGAUAGUGAACCCCUAAACUCGUAUCAUUUCGCGUCCUGGAUUAAUACCGAACAGCCCAUGCCUUUCUUCUCGCCAGACUCUUUUGGCUACGGUCAGCAAGCUUUGACCGAGCCAGAUAGAACAACAGCGCCUACGCCUGGCUGGAGACCUACUCAAUUAGAGGAGCCGCCUUCGCUAUCGCGGUUCGGUUCUCGAUUCCCUUCUUUGCAACCGGAAGAUCAGCCCUCACGCAGACGGUCCUUUGCAGAUAUCUCACAUCAGGACCGGCAAAGUAUCAUCGAAAUGCUUCACCAGUUUUCUACUGUCAUACCCAGCGAUUUUGUCCUACCCACCCGCCUAGCGCUGUGCAGGUAUAUCGCUGCAUACAUCAACGGAUUCCACGAGCACAUGCCUUUUCUUCACAUACCCACAAUGUCAGUGGAGACAUGCUCCAUUGAGCUGCUCCUAGCAAUAGCAGCUAUCGGUGCGCAAUAUACCUUCGAAGGGGAAAAAGGUGUUGAGCUGUUUAACGUAAGCAAAGCGAUUGCAACGCAGCGUAUCAGGAAGCGAGAUUCGCGCUUGGUGCAGCUUCAACAUUAUUCUGAAUCAGAUUGCUCGUCACCACGAAACCAACAGAAUGAUGCGCAAAGUCCCCGUCGAAAAGGCUCCGUUUCGGGACCUCUGGGUCUGCCAUCUGACGUUAAUGGCCCUAGUCUUGGAGAGGAUCUUAUGCAAACCGCGCAAGCCCUACUUCUGCUUAUGGCACUAUGUACUUGGGCCAAGCAUAAAGAAAUUCUCCGAGAAGCGCUCGCGAUCCAGAGCAUCCUAGCUACAUUGAUUCGAGACGAUGGGCUAGAGACUGAAAGCCUUCAAGAGAACAUAUCCUGGCCAGAUUGGGUCCGACGCGAAACGACCAAGAGGACUAAGUUUAUUGUUUAUGGCUUUUCUAACCUACAUUGCAUUGUCUAUAACAUUCCGCCCUUCAUGCUAACGAGCGAGGUUAAAUUACCAUUACCUUGUAGUGCAGCAGAGUUCAAGGCACCUACAGAAGCUUUGUGGAGGGAAGCGAGGAAAAAAGGCGCACCAGAAGUUCUAUUUCAGGAUGCACUAAAACGUUUGUUUACAAAAGAUGGUCGGGAUGUUACAGAAUGUAACUCCUCGUCUGGAAACUAUGCUCUGAUUCAUGCUCUAAUACAGCAUAUUUUCUUCCUACGACAAGUGGCUCGCUGCCGUUUUGAAGGACCUGGCGAUCUCAGCACAGAGGACGUCGCAUCGCUCGAGAACGCUUUGCGGAAUUGGCAGAUUGGCUGGCGUCAAAACCCCGAGUCUUCACUGGAUCCUAUGUCCCAAAAUGGUCCUGUUGCUUUCAAUUCAACAGCCUUACUCCGUCUAGCGUACAUCCGUCUAUACGUAGACACAGCAGGCAGGGCGUUAGAAACAAGGGAUCCUUUGUUAAUUGCCAAUGCUUUCCGCGCCGGACCUGCGAUAAGGCGCUCACCGAAGAUUACAAGGGCAGUGCUGCACUCGGCUCACGCACUUUCCAUACCUAUCAAGAUAGGAUACCGUCUUGUGGCUAAGACGCAGUCUUUCAUCUGGAGCAUUCAACAUUCUUUGUGUACGCUUGAGUGCGCCUACCUCAUGAGCAAAUGGCUUGAAGCGCUAUCAGUACAAGAAGCAGACCCGCCGGUCACGGAAGACGAGCACAAAAUUAUUGCGAUAGUGAAGAGCAUGUUGGAUGAGACUGAGUUUGCUAUUCCAGCCGACGUCACGCCCGAAUCGCCCAACUUUACGCGACACCUAAGCGCAGGAGUGCUCAGGGUCUGGGCGAUGAUCUUCAAAGGCUCACAAACGUGGGCCAUAGUUGAUGUGAUUGGAAGCUCUCUCAAUCUGUACGCUGAUAUGCUCGAGUCGGGGUGA